CUGUAAUCACUGUUGGGGAUUCCCUUCUCUGACAGAUUUUAUCUUUUUACUUUGCUGAUUGUGAACUAUUUUGAUUUCAUAAAUAAAAAUGGCUGGAUAUGGCGCUCCACCACCACUAGCCACAGGUCCUGGGACCAUGUGCAGUAAAGUCGAGAUCAGAAUAGAAUGCGAGGACCUGUUGAAUAAAGACACAACAUCCAAGUCGGACCCAUGUGCUGUUCUCAUGAUGCUGAGAGGAGGCAAGCACUGGUAUGAGGUUGGAAGAACCGAAAACAUCAAGAACUGCCUGUGCCCAAAGUUUUCCAAAGCCUUCACCAUCGACUAUUACUUCGAGGAAGUCCAGAAAUUAAAGAUUGCGGUAUACGAUAUUGACAAUGCAACACCAGAGCUUGAUGAUGAUGACUUUCUGGGCCAGUUGGAGUGCACGCUGGGACAGGUAGUGGCGUCUGCUCCCUACAGAAAACCACUGCUGAAGAGAAAUGGGCACCCUGCUGGCAAAGGAAAGAUUUGUGUUUUGGCUGAGGAAUUAUCUGGGUCCAAUGAACUUCUUUUAGUCAACUUCAGUGCUAAGAACCUGGACAAAAAGGAUUUAUUUGGGAAGUCCGACCCGUUCUUAGAAUUCAUGAAGAUUAGAUCCGACGGUGCUACGACUCUAGUCCAUAGAACCGAGGUAAUAAAGAACACGUUAAAUCCACAGUGGCGACAUUUCCAAAUGCGGACGCAGUCACUUUCUGGUGGUGACUACAACAGAACGCUUCAGGUGAACUGCUAUGAUUACGAUAGUGAUGGAUCACAUGACUUCAUUGGAGGAUUCAAUACGACUGUCAAUGAAAUGUUGGAAGCACAAAAGACGUCGAAAGAGUGGGAAUGCAUCAACCCCAAGAAACAAGCCAAGAAGAAGAGCUAUAAAAACUCUGGUGUCAUCAUAUUGAAUUCAGUGAAGCUAACCAAAGAACACUCCUUCCUUGACUUCAUAUUCAGUGGACUGCAGAUCAACUUUACUGUUGGUAUAGAUUUCACAGGAUCAAAUGGCAACCCAUCUUCACCCAACUCUCUCCAUUACAUCAACCCUUAUGCGCCAAAUGAAUAUAUGCAAGCCAUAUCUUCAGUGGGUGCUGUCUGUCAGGACUAUGACACAGAUAAGAUGUUCCCUGCCCUCGGAUUUGGUGCCUUCUUGCCUCAUUUGAACGACACCUCACAUGAGUUUGCCAUCAACUUCAACCCUCAGAAUCCAUUCUGUGCAGGCGUACAAGGAAUCGUAGAUGCGUAUAAGAAUUGCAUUUCCAAAGUGAAGCUGUCAGGGCCAACGAAUGCGGCGCCUAUUAUCCAUCAUGUGGCUAACUUUGCCAAACAAGCACAGCAAACGGAACAAUAUUCCUACUUCGUUCUCCUGAUGUUGACCGAUGGUAUCUUAACUGACAUGAACAAAACGAAAGAAGCGAUCGUCUACGCUUCUGGCCUGCCGAUGUCCAUCAUCAUUGUUGGUGUCGGCGGCGCAGACUUCAGCGACAUGCAGGAAUUAGACGGCGACGACGGUGUCUUGAGGUCACCGUCAGGUCACCCAGUGAAACGGGACAUCGUCCAGUUCAUACCGUUUCGGCAGUUUUCGAAUACAUCAGCUGCUGAACUGGCCCGUCAUGUCCUGUUUGAGAUUCCUGGACAAGUGACCGGGUACUUCAAGAUGAUCGGCAUGGCUCCACGACCGAGGUUGCAGUGAGGACAGGGGACUGGUCAUCAGAGCCGAAGCUCAUCCUUGUCUACCAGGGAUAGCGCGUUGUCAGACAAUGUAAAUGUGACCCGUCACAGCAAAAUUGUAAUUUCAAAGUGAAAUGUAGCAUUUUCAUUUUGCAUGGCACACCCAUCGAGAGAUAGAUCAUUUGAUGAGAAGAUUAUGGCUUGUGAACAGUGAAAGGUUUCCGCUUUGAAUGUGGAACAGAUGUCGGGUGCUUUCAAAAAUGUUGUACAAUGUAAACGCGCUAGUAUAAGAAAUUGUCUUUACUUUAUAAUUAUUUGUACAGUCUCCUCAUGAAGUGUAUUUAACAACAUGAUCAUGCUUCAAAUAAUUGUCUGUCUGUUCAUGAGGAGAAAUUUCCUUUAGUUUUGAUAUAUUCAGUGUAAGCAUCUCGGUGUCAAUUGUUAGGUCUAUGUCUGUAGGUGGCGCCACUGCUUGUAGAGUGGGUGAGAACGUUAGGCUCGCUAAAUUGUUGCUUUGUCAUCGGGAAAUUCUUCCAAUAUAAGCUUCCUGAUCAACUUUGGCGAAUAUUUAUACAGGUUUUUUUGUGUUUUUAUGAAAAAUUAUGGGUCAACGCCAGGGGUUCACCACAAUAUUCGCUGAUUUGAACACCUUCAGCGCAGGUGAAGUUAUUUAAAGCUGUGAACUACGCCAUCGCCAUCUUGAGGGCACGGUAGGAACUGAAAAGAUCUUCUGAAUUACGGCGUAGUUCAGAAGGUCUUUUCAGUUCCUCCCUUGCCCUGAAGAUGGCGAUGGCGUGGUUCUUUCAUGAAGUCCAUGAGACUCAGAUAACCAGCUCAAAGGGGGAGGGGAUUUGGGCCACGUAGAUCUACGUGGUUCGGCGCUACGAAAUUAUUAGGGUGGUGAAUAUAAAGGGUUAACAGAAUGCAUAUAUCCAAGAACAAGACACCCAUUGGAGAUUUGCACCCUAACGAAAUAUUGAGGUUUAAUUAACAUGGCGGCACACUUGGGAUAUUUUGUUAUUCCACAAUGAUGCGUCUGUCCUCUGAGGUGAUGGAAUAUUUUAAUUGCAUUUUAUUUGUCUACACUAUUUAUUUAUUGUAUACAACAGUCUUUCACAUGUUUAUCCAUCCUCUUCUGUAGGCGACUUAAUUUCUUGUGAUUUGAACUUCAGUUCAGAAAUAUUGAGAGAAAAAUGUACCGGUAUGCUUUAUGAGAAGCUACCAGACUUGCGGACAUUCAGAAGAUUUUCAUCUGAUUUACAAAUUUGUCAUCAGACCUUACAGCGCAUACUAUUUUUAAUCUUGUGGAGGCAAUAUAAACUUCUGUUUCAUGUGUCCGAGCUUUGACUUUGCAGAUCUUAAAGGCCUACGCUGCUUGUUAGAAAUUAGAAACUUGUAAUUGAAUUUGAAAAGUUCCAAUUGGGGAAAUACAAACUGAAUAAAACAUUGCCGUUGUGUAGAUAGAGAUACAAAUACUAUUGAUACGAAGUUUCAGCAAAUUCGUAUGCAUUAUUACAACACUAACAAGCAUUUCUAUUUUCUUGGAUCACCAGUAAUAAUAAACCAACGGCAUAGGCCUACUCUAUAAAAGUCAUAUAGGGUGUAUAUUUGCUCUACGGCUGAUUCUGUUAUGAAUGGUCCCUGUGCAUCAUCUACCAUAAGAAUGGACAGAUUUGUCAAAAUAACUUGGCAUUAUUAUUAUUACAUGUAUUAUGUUAAUAAAUUAUAAGAUAUUAUAUCAA
Molecule: messenger RNA, 3437 nt
Organism: Lineus longissimus
Lineage: Eukaryota; Metazoa; Nemertea; Pilidiophora; Heteronemertea; Lineidae
Product: copine-3-like
Exons: 15
Coding region: 89-1717 (542 amino acids)
Biological process (GO): cellular response to calcium ion
Cellular component (GO): plasma membrane
Molecular function (GO): calcium-dependent phospholipid binding
Source: RefSeq, a predicted model, not a curated record